AUGAGAUUUCAGAACCAAGAAGCAUCGAUCAAUAACUUGGAAACUCAACUGGGGCAGUUGGCACAGAUGAUAUCUUCUAGAGUUCAAGGCGCUUUACCUAGCAACACCGAAGCAAAUCUAAGUGAGCAGGUGCAAGCCAUUACCUUGAGGAGUGAUGCUUUAGCUCAGAUGCCACACUAUGCAAAGUUCUCGAAGGAGAUAUUGGCAAACAAAAGGAAACUGGGAGACGUUGCUACAGUUGCACUGAAUGAAGAAUGCUCAGCAAUCCUCCUCAACAAGCUGCCUCAGAAACUGAAAGAUCCAUGGAGUUUCACUAUUCCUUGCACUAUAGGCAGUUUGAAAAUUAAUAAGGCAUUGUGUGAUUUAGGAGCUAGUAUAAAUUUGAUGUCAUAUUUGGUUUUUAAGAAAUUAGGGUUGGGUGAACCCCAACCCACUAGAGUUGCAUUGCAAUUAGCUGAUAGGUCCAUCAAGCAUCCUAGGGGAAUCAUAGAAGAUGUGCUUGUUAAGGUUGACAAAUUCAUGUUUCUAGUGGAUUUCAUAAUGUUAGACAUGGAAGAGGAUGUUGAUGUUCAACUUAUCCUAGGGCGACCCUUCCUAGCUACAAGAAAGGCAACAGUUGAUGUCCAAAAAGGACAACUCAGCCUUAUGAUUCAAGAUGAGGAAGUAACUUUUAAAAUGUCUGAUGCUAUAAAGCAUGCAUCUUCUAGUGAUGAUUCAUGUCGUAUGAUAGAUGUCAUUGAUUAUGCGGUUGGUGGAUGUUUUCAGGUCAACGGUCAGCACCUCAAACCAUAUACAGCAAAUGGAGCAUUGCCUACCCCACCAACUGUGUACCUAGAUGUUCAUUGA
Molecule: messenger RNA, 846 nt
Organism: Nelumbo nucifera (sacred lotus)
Lineage: Eukaryota; Viridiplantae; Streptophyta; Magnoliopsida; Proteales; Nelumbonaceae
Source: RefSeq, a predicted model, not a curated record